CAUGAUUGGACAAUAUUUGUCAAAUACAAACAAAAUUGGUAUUAUUUACAUUUUGCAAAAUAUUUUGCAAGUAAACCGGAGUAGGAGUAGGACAUCAAAUCCUAGUAGUACUCGUUAGGAUUUCUUUUUAUUAAAAAACUAUCUUCCUAUCCUAGCCCGUCGUCGGAAAAAGUCCGAGGAAGCUACGAGGACACCGCUACAUGCCAACGGAACGCGGUUAGGAGUCCAACGCCCCCACCAAGAAUCCGCCGCCCCGGCGUCCGGCAUGGGCAGCAGCAGCGACCAUCACGGCGGCGCCUGCAACAAGCGGUCCCGAAACGCCAGCAGCUUCGCGGAAGACGACGACGGCAAGGGCGAGACGAGCCGCCGCCGCAAGAUCUGCGAAGGCGCGCCUACCUCCGGGCCCUCCGGCCGCCCCCGCCACGACGGAGACAGCGGCGACGGCGCUGGCGACUCUUGCGGAGGCCAUGCUCAGGCAGCGCCUCAUGGCGACGGCCCCGACCCCGACCCCGACCCCGGCGAGGAGGAUUACAUGUGCGCGUACGACGACUGCGACGACGACGGCGGCGCUGGCGAGGAGGAUUACAUCUGCGAGUACGACGAUGACGACGGCGUCGGAGGAUCCGAGCAGGCACAGCUCGACGACGCCGCCCCGGCGGCGGCGUGCGCCAGGGAGGAGCGGAGGUACGUGGUUCUAACCGAGGAGGACAUCUGCGCGCGGCAAGAAGCGGACACGGCGAAGGUCGCCGAGGUGCUGUCGAUCCCGCCCGGAUUCGCGGCCGUCCUGCUGCGCCACUUCAAGUGGCGCGUGGGGCGGGUCCAGGAGGAGUGGUUCACGGACGACCGGCGCGUGCGCGGCGCCGUCGGCCUGCCCCUGGACCCGUACCAGCUCGACCUCGUCCCCGCGUCCCGCGGCGCGGGGCCGGGCCCGGGGCCGCGCGUGUGCGGCAUCUGCUUCGACGAGUUCCCGGCGGGGCGGACGGCGUCGGCGGGGUGCGAACACUUGUACUGCCACGGGUGCUGGCAAGGGUACGUCCGCGCCGCGGUGGCCGACGGCCCGCGCUGCCUGUCGCUGCGGUGCCCGGACCCGUCCUGCUCCGCGCCCGUCGUCCGGGAGCUCGUGGACGAGGUGCUGGCUUCGGCGGCGGACGAAUCGGGGAGCGCGGACGACGACGGGGACCGGUACGCGCGGUUCUGGCUGCGGUCGUACGUGGAGGAGAGUGGCGGGAAGGUGCGGUGGUGCGGCGGCGCCGGGUGCGCCCGCGCGCUGGAGUUCCUCGGCGACGCCGCCUCGGCGGACGCGGACGUGUUCUGCGAGUGCGGGCACGGGGUGUGCUGGUCCUGCGGCGAGGAGGCGCACCGGCCGGUGUCGUGCGGCACGGUGCGCGCGUGGCUGGUGAAGAACAGCUCCGACUCGGCGGAGACGGCCAACUGGGUGGUGGCGCACACCAAGCCGUGCCCCAAGUGCGGCCGCCCCAUCGAGAAGAACCAGGGCUGCAACCACAUGCGCUGCUCCCCGCCCUGCGGCCACCACUUCUGCUGGCUCUGCCUCCAGCCGGCGGGAGGCGCCAACCACUACGCCUGCAACGACAGCCGCGCGGGUCCUGCCGCCGGCGCUGACGAAGAAGCGGCGGCUGCGGUGGCGAGCACCGGCACCGGCACCGCCGCCGCCAAGGAGGAGCAGGCGAAUCGGCGUCGGGCGAGGGCGUCGCUGGAGCGGUACCUGUACCACUACGAGCGGUGGGCGUCGAACCGUGCGGCGCUGGAGAGCGCGGCACGGGACAUGGCGGCGCUGGAGCGCGGGGAGCUGGAGCGGAUGGCGAGAGCCGCGGACGUGCCGGCCACGGAGCUCGCGUUCGUGGCGGAGGCGUACCGGCAGGUGGGCGACGGGCGGCGGGUGCUGCGGUGGGCGCACGCGUACGGCUACUUCCUGGACCCGGAGCGCGACGCGGCCAAGCGCGCGCUGUUCGACGACCUGCAGAACCAGGCCAACCGGUGGCUCGAGUGCCUCCACGCCGCCGCCGAGCUCGAGCGGACGGACCUCUUCGGCGACGGCAAGGGCAAGAAGGCGGCGGACGCGCCUGCUGUGGUUGUUGACGCCGAGGCGUUCAGGGCGUACAGGCAGAAGGUGGCUAACCUCACCGGAGUGACGCGCAAGUUCUUGGGCAACCUCGUCAGGGCGUUCGAGACCGACCUGCCGGAAGUGGCGGCGGCGGUGAAUCCCAAUCCGGCGAAGUAGUAGAUAGGCGUAGAUAAGAGGAUGUAUGUAUGGAUUCCCCAUCAUCCGUGUUCGUGUUCCUGUGUAUUGAUCGAAAGAACUUUGAACUGAGAUCAUGAAGGUGCUCGCUGAAAUGCUUGUGGCGCAUCGCAUC
This is a messenger RNA of Sorghum bicolor (sorghum), 2372 nucleotides long. RefSeq names its product probable E3 ubiquitin-protein ligase ARI7. The record is from RefSeq and is a predicted model, not a curated record. The coding region runs from base 266 to 2239 and encodes 657 amino acids. Gene Ontology annotation, molecular function: zinc ion binding; ubiquitin conjugating enzyme binding; ubiquitin protein ligase activity. Gene Ontology annotation, biological process: ubiquitin-dependent protein catabolic process; positive regulation of proteasomal ubiquitin-dependent protein catabolic process; protein polyubiquitination. The transcript has a single exon. Gene Ontology annotation, cellular component: ubiquitin ligase complex; cytoplasm. Lineage: Eukaryota; Viridiplantae; Streptophyta; Magnoliopsida; Poales; Poaceae.